AUGUCGAAAUACUUGAAAUCGCCGGACAAUAUGCUCACAUCAACUAGCCUGGAGUCGAUUGCUCACUCUUAUAUUCUCAAUGAGCUCCGUUCGUCGAUUAGCAAGAAUAUUUUCUCAGAAAAGUGUUUUUUGGAAGAUAAUGGAAAGGAAUUGAUACAGAAAAUGCUGGAUAAUUCGAAUUUUAAGCUCAGAAUGUACGGAUCGGCUGACGAGCUUGCACAGAAUCUGAAAAUUUAUCAGAAUUUUCCUGGAAGUCAGCAAUUUUUGGGAACCUAUUUUGAGCCAUACCUUAAUGCUCCAGUCAUUUAUCACAGUUUAAAAAAUGAGAAAUUCAUCUGCAAAUCGGAUAUCUCUGUGAUUCUUCAGAAUAUGGCGGUUGAAAUCUCAUUGAUGCCGAAUGUUGGCACUUUCCGAUAUGUGAUUGCCAGUGCUCUAAGUGGUCAUCCGGAGCAACAAGCGAAACAUCUGGAAUUCGUAAAAUUCGAUCAGAAAGUGUUCGAUGAGAUUGAGAUGGAAAUGCGAAAAGCGAAUUCUACGAAUGAAAUCACUAAAACAGUGUCACAAAUCUCUUCUGGAAAUUUCGAAACACUGGUUGAGAAGUAUUUUAAAGUGAAAACUGCGGGCUACACUAAAGAAGAUUUUCGAAAUUUGAUCAAAAAUUACUACAAAGGUGUAAUGAAUUCGAGCAACAAUCCGGCAGAGGCGUUGACUGUAUACUCGGUGAACAUGACCAUGGCGAUUUGUCUUCGAAACAUUAUUGUAACGAGACCGGAGAUGUUUCACCAAAAGGCACCGAUUACGGUCAGACUAUUUGAAGAUGGAGAUCAGAAAUUUGUGAUCGGAGCUGAAUUAUCUUAUGCUUUGUGGCCAGAAAAGCUAUCAGAAAUAUUUGAAAAUAGUAGGAAAGUUGGGCCACAUAUGUACAGCACAAUGGGGCUGGAAGAAGCGAAAGAGGAGGGAGAAGGGAAAAUUGAGUUCAUCCGCUACCCGAUCAAAAGAGCGAAACACAGAGCUGUUCCGAUUAAAGGACCUAACCCAGAGGACCCUGAUGAUUGGUGUAUUCUGGCUGUGGACGCUUUUUUCGAAUUUAUGAAGAGUAUCAUCACUGGAGUGAAGAUUUUUCUGAAAUGUUUCGAUACGUUUGCCGUUUUUAAGUACAUUUUUAGUGCUCUCGAGAAAGUAUUCAAACCCGAAGUUGAAUCGCCAUAUUUCUUACAAAUUGCAUCUGUCGAUAAUCUGUUGACGACGCUUCAGAACACUAUUCAAUCGGUUCGGCCAACUAAUGACGUUCGAAAUGCGAAAAAAGACGGAUUCACUGUACAGAAUCUGAAGAACGAACUGAAUCAUUUGGGUCUUACUGUCCUCUUUCCGGAAAUCCGAAAUUAUGCAGAAGAUGUCUAUGACGAAAUCGAUAAAGCUAAGAAAGAGAGAUAUCUGAGAACCUGCGAUUUGUUUGAUGCAGUGGAGAAUUGUCAGUUGAUUUGUGUGCUCAAUAGGGUUCCGAAUCUCAAGAAGUUUCUUCACAAUCAGAAAGGAUGUGGAAGAGUACUUGGAUACAAAUGUGAACAUUGUGAGAAGGAAAAGAAGGCGUCGGAUGAACUAGAAACGAUGGAAAUCAGUCAACAACCAGCGGAGGUUCAGAAGACGUCAGACAUCCAGAAUUCCAUGAAGAAUCUGAAAAUUGAGACCUCAUAUGCAUCGGUUUCAAAUCAAUACUCACAACCGGCGUUCUCUGCUCCAAAACACUGUGAAAAGUGCUCAGAAAAUUCUGUAAUUCUUGUCGAAACUCAAAAUGAGUUGAAAAUAAGUCAAGAUCAGCUGAAGGAGAUGCAACAGAAGAUCACAAAUACAGAGAAGGAAUCGAGUGACCUGAAAAAAGAACACGAGAAAAUUGUGGAAUCUGAAGCCAAGAAGACGGAGGAAUUGUCUAAAAUUGAGGAAGAAUUGAGUAAAGAGAAAGAAGAGGAGAUUCUGAAGGCGUCAAAGGAAAACGAGGAACUUCAGAAGACUAUUCUCAAGUUGACAGCUGAAAAUAAGGCAAAUGAGAAAGUGAUUCAAAAGUUACUCGAUAGAAUCACCGAUUUAUCGACUAAUAACCAGAAAACUCAUCAAAUUAAUGAGAAAACUAUCGAAGAAUCGGCUCCAACUACUUCUGUCACUUCUAAAAAUGCUCCUCUCGUUAUCGAUUGUCUCAUUUGUUCCAGUCAGAUCAAGUCGGGACAAGAAGUCAUCAGAUGUCCAUUGUGCAAACGAAGAUUCCAUUCGAAUUGUGCAUUCAAAUGGCGCAAAGACCACACUCAAUGCCCGGCGUGCAAUGGAGAUCUUCCGAGAAUUUAA
This is a messenger RNA of Caenorhabditis remanei, 2337 nucleotides long. RefSeq lists its product as uncharacterized. Gene Ontology annotation, cellular component: membrane raft. NCBI's taxonomy places the organism in Eukaryota, Metazoa, Nematoda, Chromadorea, Rhabditida, Rhabditidae. The transcript is spliced from 9 exons. Gene Ontology annotation, biological process: innate immune response. The coding region runs from base 1 to 2337 and encodes 778 amino acids. The record is from RefSeq and is a predicted model, not a curated record.